This is a messenger RNA of Sphaeramia orbicularis (orbiculate cardinalfish), 482 nucleotides long. It is a transcript of the gene lsm6, whose product is annotated as LSM6 homolog, U6 small nuclear RNA and mRNA degradation associated. Lineage: Eukaryota; Metazoa; Chordata; Actinopteri; Kurtiformes; Apogonidae. The record is from RefSeq and is a predicted model, not a curated record. Bases 79 to 321 code for a protein of 80 amino acids. Gene Ontology annotation, biological process: mRNA splicing, via spliceosome; maturation of SSU-rRNA. The transcript has 4 exons. Gene Ontology annotation, cellular component: nucleolus; U4/U6 x U5 tri-snRNP complex; U6 snRNP. Gene Ontology annotation, molecular function: RNA binding.
GUACCGCACCGUCCUGUGAUUGGUCAAUCCAACGUCCAUGCUAAAUACAAUCGUUUAGGAAACGUCCGGAAGAUCAGCAUGAGUCUCAGAAAGCAGACACCCAGUGACUUUUUGAAGCAGAUAAUUGGGAGACCUGUGGUGGUCAAACUGAACUCCGGUGUCGACUACAGAGGAGUCCUGGCCUGUCUGGAUGGGUACAUGAACAUUGCCAUAGAACAGACUGAGGAGUAUGUCAACGGACAGCUCAAAAAUAAAUACGGAGAUGCUUUUCUAAGAGGAAACAAUGUUCUCUACAUCAGCACCCAGAAGAGGAAGGUGUAGAGAAAAUCAUUUUGUUUUCAUUUGUAUUUUUCCAGUUAUUGAUGUGUUUGUAGAAAGCUGUCUCAAAGCAUGUUUUUUUUUGGUUCUGUAAAGCCUGAAUACUGAAAAUGUUUGAUUUUUGUAAAAGUGGAAUUGGUUAAUAAAGUCUACAUUUGGACUGA